AUGAAGACCUCCACCAUCCUCGCUAUCCUGGGCGCCGCCUCCUGCGCCGUCGCCAUCCGCUGCACCCAGGGCAUGACCUACUGCGGUACCUCCCUGGUCAAGAAGGGCAACUACACCCAGGACAUGCAAACCGCCCUGCAGCGCGAGGUCAUCGCCCCGUCCUCCCACCAGUUGCUGGAUUCACUGUACCUCUGCACCGCCGACGAGGACUACCUGAUCUACCGGGCGACGUGCCGGCGCGGCGCGUGCCAGGACAACGGCGUCAACCGGGAUGAUAUCUGUAUCGGGACGGAGGAGCAGCCUGAGGAGCAGGAUCUGGAUCUGGAUCUGGAUCAGGGGCAGGAGCAGGAUGUUGGUAUGGGCCAGGACCAGAAUGCCCAAAAUGCGAGGCCUACUACUAGUGUUACAUUUUAG
Messenger RNA from Aspergillus aculeatinus CBS 121060, 414 nucleotides. RefSeq lists its product as uncharacterized. NCBI's taxonomy places the organism in Eukaryota, Fungi, Ascomycota, Eurotiomycetes, Eurotiales, Aspergillaceae. Bases 1 to 414 code for a protein of 137 amino acids. The transcript has 3 exons. The record is from RefSeq and is a predicted model, not a curated record.